Messenger RNA from Penicillium verhagenii, 2079 nucleotides. RefSeq names its product HET domain-containing protein. The record is from RefSeq and is a predicted model, not a curated record. The transcript is spliced from 2 exons. Lineage: Eukaryota; Fungi; Ascomycota; Eurotiomycetes; Eurotiales; Aspergillaceae. Bases 1 to 2079 code for a protein of 692 amino acids.
AUGGCCGGCAAACUAUGUUCAAACUGUGCCAAAAUCCCUCCGCCCCGAUACUUCAACAGAUCCUCCAACUUCCCCCACAAAACAAUCGGCACCAAGGAGCGCAUAACCCGACAUAAAGACCGCUGCCCCUUCUGCCGCCUCAUCUACAACGCCCUAUUCGCCGGCCCAGUGCACUACAAAGGCACCGACAAAUGGAAAAUCGCCGUAAUCUGGAACGGAAACUUCUACUACUUUAGCACGGGCUUCGAAGAGCCCGACAUCCGCCUCGCCGUCAUCCAAGAAGAGAAGAAAGAGCCAUCGCCCGCAAAAUACGCCAGACCCAUCACAAGCACGCAGGUCUCCACCACCAAGCUCAAGACCUGGCUCAGCCUGUGCGAGAAGAACCACCGGAAACAAGGCUCCGCGCUCCAGCAGACGCUGGGCGAACCUGCACCGCCCGUGGCGCCGGGGCGCGUGAUUGAUGUUAAUGAUGCGUGCGUGGUUGCGUUCCCGGGAGCCGGAGCAAGGGGCACGUCGAAGAUCCGGUAUGUGACGUUGAGUUAUGUGUGGGGCGAUGCGGCGCAGUAUACGUUGUCCAAGGAGACGAGGACGCGGCUUAUGAGUCCGGGGUCGCUGGAUGCGAUCCGGGAACGGAUCCCGAGGACGAUCGUCGAUGCGAUGGAGGUGGUGAGGAAGAUGGGGAUUCGGUAUCUUUGGGUUGAUGCGUUGUGUAUUGUUCAGGAUGAUGCGGGGGAUAAGGCGAAGGAGAUUCAGAGGAUGGAUUCGAUUUAUGAGGGGUCGGUGUUUACGCUGGUGGCUGCUUCGGGCAGGAGUGCGAAUGCUGGGCUGGCGGCUGUGCAUCGGCGGAAGGGGGAGCAGGUUGUUGAGACUAUUUGGCCUGGGAUUAGGAUGACGGCUAUUCAUUCUGUUACGGAGAUCAUUGAGAAUAUGAAGUAUGGGACGAGGGGAUGGACGUUCCAGGAGCAGAAUCUCUCGUCUCGUCUUCUUGUGUUCACUGAUGACAUUGUUUACUUCCAGUGUCAUCGGUGCGUGUGGAGCGAGAAUAGUCGUGCUGACGAGACGCCGAGGAUUCCCACGGCGUUAGGUGGUCCUCGAUCAUCGAAUAAUAUGGACAUGACAUCCAUUCCAUGGCAUAUGUACUCAGACUAUCUGGGGCAGUAUUCCCAGCGACAACUAAGAAAUGACGAGGAUAUAGUGAACGCCAUGACUGGCAUUCUCAACAGAAUAUCACGGAAGCUAAAAUGCACGGUGCUCUACGGACUAUUAACAGACUCAUUCGAGUGGAGUCUGCUCUUUUACACAACAUAUUACCAUCGACGAGCAGAGUUCCCAAGUUACUCAUGGGCCGGCUGGAAAGGCGAAUUCACAUGUUCUUUCCCCGAACCAGACGACUUCGACCGAGACGAAUCAGAAAGCUCCUCAGACGACGACUUCGAUCCCGAAAGGCUAAGCACGCAAGCCCGCGAAACAGCAGCCAAGAACAGCUGGAUCGUCUGGCACGAGCGCCAACCAGACGGGAGCUUGCACCUACUAACCAAAAGAGAUAACGUCGCGGCGCGCAAACAGACAAUCAAGACACUGAAGCAGUACCUGUUCAAGAAGCGAGCACGCAUGGAGGACUCGGUGUCCGCCACCAGCCCGACAAGAACCCUUGAGGAUAUCGCCUUUCCGGCUUACUCGGUCCUGCAAUUCUGGACCAUCUCGCUCAAUUUGCGCGUCCAGGAGUUCCCCGUGCCAUCUGCGCAUCGCGCUGAUCUUGUCGAUAAACAGGGCAGAAUAUGUGGGCAGCUCCAGAUGCCGAAGGAUUUGAAGCCGACGUAUGGGGUCGCUGUUGAGAUUAUCUUAUUGCUUUCGUGCAAUGUGACCGAGGCGCUUGUUCCGAACCGACAAAGGUGGGAUGGGGUUGAUUCGGCGGGGGCCAUACAAAUGGCAGGUGGCGAGCCUUUGGAGCUCUUUAAGGUUAUGUGGAUUAAGUCUCAUCGGGGGAUAUCGGAGCGGAUGGCCGUGGGUGAAAUACAGCAGAAGGCGCUUCGACAUGCAGAAGGCAAACCGGUCUGGAAGGAAAUCAUUCUGAAAUGA